Pogonomyrmex barbatus (red harvester ant) is the source of this 2206-nucleotide messenger RNA. RefSeq names its product photoreceptor-specific nuclear receptor. Gene Ontology annotation, molecular function: DNA-binding transcription factor activity; sequence-specific DNA binding; zinc ion binding. Lineage: Eukaryota; Metazoa; Arthropoda; Insecta; Hymenoptera; Formicidae. The record is from RefSeq and is a predicted model, not a curated record. Gene Ontology annotation, biological process: regulation of DNA-templated transcription.
GCGGGUAACGGCGACUCGCCGUCGAGAUCCCGGAUCGGGACGCCGCAGACGUCAUACGCCAAUCCGACAUCGACGAACGAUCGUUCCGCCUACGGGUCGAUCUCGAAGCGGAACGGGUUGAUCUCGUUGAUAACGCGAGCGUGCACCCCCGCACGGGUCGACCUCCCUCGCGGUACCAAGACACCUCUGUGACACCUCUCUCACCUCGCGUCCAUUCAGCGUCGCGUAAUCGCGCCGGUCCCGAGCGGCGUGUCGUGACUUUGGGCUUCUUCGGAAUCGCCGAGAAAUGCCUUCCGCGUCGCACUCAUCGAUACCAGUGGUGGUCGUUGGAUUGGCGAAUUAGACUGUAGAUCAAAUCGGAUCGAACGGUCGGAGAAUUUAGUGAUAGAUUAAAGAGGGUGGAAAAGUCAGUAAUCGCGAGAGAAGUGACCUACGACGUGCCGCAGUGUGGAUAUACUGGAAUCUUGAAUUAUCCUAGCGUGUUUGACAUCGGCCUGAUAACGAAUGAUCGAGAAAGCACGAUGAAUGGUGCAGCGACAGUCACGGCCACCGAAGAUCAUCAACAUCAACAUCAACAAGCUCAGAAUGAAACAACCUCGGAACAUCCACGAAGUCCCGCUAGUCCAUUGAGCGUUAGACACGACUCCGGCGAGAGCAGCGUUAUCUCCCCGGGUCUGCCGGAACGUUACAGUCCUCUGGGGGCGACGGGAUCCACGUCCAGCCACGAUCCCUACGCCUCCCGAUCGGUCCAGGAAUGCCCGGUGCCCCUUUGCAGAGGAAUGCCGACGGAUUUCCCCCUGGCUCGGUCACCAUAUUUGACCGCGCUCGGAAACGGACACCCGCAUUUGUUGGGUCAGGUGCAGCAUCAGCAGCAGCAACAACAGCAACAGCAGCAACCGCAGCAGCCGCAGCACGGCAGCAAACCGCCGCGUAGUCUUGGACUGAUAUGCGUGGUCUGUGGCGAUACCAGCUCCGGCAAACAUUACGGGAUACUCGCCUGCAACGGUUGCAGCGGCUUUUUCAAAAGGAGCGUCAGACGGAAGCUGAUAUAUAGAUGUCAGGCUGGUACUGGAAGAUGUGUCGUAGACAAGGCGCAUCGAAAUCAAUGUCAGGCAUGCCGUCUGAAGAAAUGUAUGCAAAUGGGAAUGAACAAAGAUGCUGUUCAGAACGAACGUCAGCCAAGGAACACUGCCACUAUCAGACCGGAAGCACUCGUUGAGAUGGACCAGGAACGAGCGCUGCGCGAAGCCGCCGUCGCCGUAGGCGUCUUUGGACCACCAGUAUCCUUAGCCAUGGCGAGAUACACUACGCCACUACCUCUGCCUACAGUCGCACCGACGACCAAUUCCACAAACAACGCGGCAACACCACCACGGCAAGACAACGAGGAUGGAAAUGCAUCCGAGGAUAGCAUAGACGUAACGAACGAAGAACCAUUGACACCUCAACGAAGCGGAUGCACGCAGCUUCCACCUGUACUGCCGUCGUUAUAUUCACCAGCGAGCGCCGAAACGGUUUACGAAACCAGCGCGAGGCUGCUCUUCAUGGCAGUUAAAUGGGCGAAGAAUCUUCCCUCCUUUGCUGGCUUGCCGUUCAGAGAUCAGGUGAUAUUACUGGAAGAAGUCUGGUCGGAAUUGUUCUUACUAAACGCGGUUCAAUGGUGUCUGCCGCUCGAAUCUUCGCCUCUCUUCAGCGCCGCUGAGCUGACCGCUCUGACCCUCUCGCCACAUCCGCAUCCGCAUUCGGGGUUGCAUCUGCAAACCACGACGGGGAAGCCCAGCCAAGUAGCGGCGGAUGUCAGACACUUACACGAUACCUUGCAGAGAUACAAGGCGAUCAUGGUCGAUCCUGCAGAAUUCGCCUGUAUGAAGGCCAUCGUUCUCUUUCGUCCAGAAACCCGCGGUUUAAAGGACUCGAGCCAGAUCGAAAAUCUGCAGGAUCAGGCGCAGCUGAUGCUCGGACAUCACGCGCGCGCCCAACAGCCGAACAGUCCAGCCCGCUUCGGCAGAUUGCUGUUGCUGCUGCCGUUGCUGCGAACGGUUCCAGCCGCGAGAGUGGAACUGAUCUACUUCCACAGGACCAUCGGCAACACGCCGAUGGAGAAGGUCCUUUGCGACAUGUACAAAAAUUAAAAUCAUCUCUCGGUGGUACCAAGAGGAGAUUUUCCUUUGCUAUGAACGCCACGACAAAAAAAAAAAAAAAAAAA